Messenger RNA from Botrytis fragariae, 2724 nucleotides. Its product is annotated as putative snf2 family dna-dependent atpase protein. The transcript has 11 exons. NCBI's taxonomy places the organism in Eukaryota, Fungi, Ascomycota, Leotiomycetes, Helotiales, Sclerotiniaceae. Gene Ontology annotation, molecular function: ATP binding; ATP-dependent chromatin remodeler activity. Bases 1 to 2724 code for a protein of 907 amino acids. The record is from RefSeq and is a predicted model, not a curated record.
AUGUCUUCUUCCAAUGUAGAGGCACAUUCAUAUCAAGAGAACAAAAGGGGUCUACCUGAUAUCCUCGAACCCUCAUUUGAUCUGGAUGGACCGACUAGGGCUUUUCAUUCCUACAAAAAGACAAAGAGAGAUCCUGUGUUCCAUUCAGGGACUCAAAGCCACGAGAACUCUGAUCAUGGCGGAUCAUUCGCUGCUGAUCCAGAGUUCGACUUGCCCCCUAUCUCACUAUCCAAUUCAUAUAUAGGAACACGGAAUGAUUCUGGAUAUAGCAAUCUAGCAUGCUUUGGGCUUAUUCAUAACAUACAAACUAAGCUCCUCGAUACCACGACACAGGAGGUUUUUGGGAGUAAUGCCAUCGACACUAACUCAAAAGAUGCGCCCUCGUUCAAGCUUCGCUUUCAGUCUGAUAGUGAGAUUGUUUGUCUAACCACCUCCGCUCUUGAUGAAUUAGAUUCCCAUGCAGAUUUUGCAAUUCUCAAUGAGAAGACCGGCCGAGUACUUUGCCAGAUGAAGAAUCUAGGUUGUCAUUUUGAGACACUUCCUUCAACAGCUGAACUCAAUCAUGAAUUAGCAGCCGAGAGAAAGAUGUAUAUUUAUGUUGAUGUCACAGUGGCUGGUCCUAAAAAUAUAUGUAAUGCCGUUGGUACACUGUUGUCGACCGCAAAAUUUUACUUGCAGCAUCCUGAGACGACACAAAUCGAGAAAUAUGCCGAAUAUCAAAACCCCCAUUUCUUGACGUUCGAUAAGGCACCUAGGAGCAUGAUUAUGGAAAGUGAACGGCCACUUGCUAUCAAUUCGUCAAACGAAUAUUCUCUGGGCGUCGAUAUAGAUGCUAAGGAGGAUAAUCGACUUCAACCAAAACUUCACAAGAAGGUCACAAAGAUUUUGAAUUCAUUGACAAGGGGUCAGAACCUGAAAAGAAUCGAGGCAAACAUCAAGAUAAUAACACCCCUUCUGCAACACCAAGCAGAAGCACUAGACUUCAUAGCGCAGAGGGAAUUUGGUUCAAUUCCCGAUGAAUAUUCUUUGUGGACUCCGCAAAGAUACGAAAACCAGAUUUGUAUUAUGCAGACAUCCAAAGAAGCCGAGGACUUCUUUGAUAGUUCCCCUCGAGGCUUUGAGCACGACAAAAGCUUCAAAUACAAGGUUCGUUCAAGAUCGACACUCGUUAUUGUGCAAACAUCUUUACUCAUCGAUGGAUGGAGAGAGGAAAUCGCCAAACACUGUCGGGGAUAUGUGAACAUUAACAUAUACCAUGGUCGUGGGCGCGAGACAAGCCGUAAGCCCCUGAUCAAUGCGGAUAUCGUACUGAGUACAUAUGAUACAAUCUCUGCGGAAUCACUAGAUCCAGAAAGUCCAGUCUAUGGUAUUGAAUGGUUCCGUCUUGUUCUUGACGAAGCUCAUAGGAUUCGCAACAUGAAGACGAAGCUAUUUCGAGCAAUGAGUCAACUUUCUGCAAACAUAAGAUGGUGUCUGACAGGUACCCCUAUUCAAAACAGUUUGGAUGACCUCGCGGCGUUGGUUUCUUUCGUUCGUUCCUCGCCCCUAGAUGAACUUCCAGUGUUCCGGAAACACAUCAUAAAUCCACUUCUGAAAGAAAAGGAUGAAGGAGCUGUCAAUCUUCGAACAUUGCUCGACUCAAUAUGCUUACGACGUACCAAAAAGUUACUAAACCUACCAAGUGUAGUAGAGGUACAUCGGCCAGUCUACUUCUCUUUCGAGGAAAAGUCGCUGUAUGAUUUGACGCAACGAGAGGAAAUACAGGCCGUGAAACAACAAGAUAGUCAAGGUAGGAAUAAAAAAGGCUACUUUGGAAUCUUCCAACUGCAACUACAACUGCGGCGAAUUUGUAAUCAUGGCACAUUUCUCAAGAGAUGUUCUUCGAUUUCUCAGACUGAUACGCAGUUUGAUCCUGAGCAAGCCCUUGGACUACUGCAAGAGAAAAAGGAGUCUAGAUGCCACGAUUGCAAUGUAGAGAUCGAAGGCCUCGGCAGUAGUGUCAUCCAUCGUGGCCGCUUCACUACUUGUGGACAUCUUUUAUGCUUUGAUUGUGUUUCAAGAUACAGGAACUCCCUCAUUCCAGAUAAAGAUGAUUUUCACUCACGUUGUUCAAUUUGUAGCCAGAUACUUAUCAACAAUGUUUGCUUUGCCGAUGAGGUCGGAAGCACACGCAAGGCUUAUUCAUUGACAACAUCAAGCAGAUUCGAGAGCACUGGGAUCGCCUCCAAAAUGAAAGAACUGCUGAAGGAUAUAACCCGAAAUCAGACAAGAGGGAAGAGUAUCAUAUUUUCCUGUUGGACUACAUCUUUAGACCUUGUUGGGCAUCAUCUUAAGCUCUGCGGGCUACCUUUCGAACGGAUCGAUGGCAGUUGCACCCGUGCACAACGAUAUGACAUCCUACAAAGAUAUACCGCAGAUGAAACUAUACGGAUACUCAUAAUGACAACUGGGACAGGGGCAGAGGGUCUCAACAUUACCGUCGCCAAUUAUGUAUACAUACUGGAGCCACAGUGGAAUCCAAUGGUUGAAGCUCAAGCGAUCGCUCGGGUUCAAAGAAUUGGUCAAAAUAGGGAUGUCAAGAUUUUCAGAUAUAUUGUAGAGGAUACUGUGGAAAAGGGUAUUCAAGCUCGACAAUCGAGGAAGCUGGAUUAUGCAAGAAUGGGGUGGACCGGAGACGAAUUGGAGCUUCCAGAUGAUUCUACAAGCACAUCCAAUGGUGGAUGA